UUUCACCAAAAUCUUCUAAAUCAGUUCUCGCGAAACAUCAACAACAAACGUUUCAAUUUUAAAAAAGAUUUCGGACUAUACAAAAUAAGAAUAAUUAUAAGAAAAAGAUAAAAAUAUUAAAUACUAAAAAUACUACUGUGUGUCGUACAGAUACUCAAAGUGUAUUAAGAAUAUAUCAUCAUAAAUACAAAAAUAACAUUUAUGUACGAAAUUAUUUUAUAUUUAAUAUAAUUUAUGGUUUCGAAUCGUUCCAAUGAAAGACAAAAUGUAUUCGUCUUUUAGCACUUCCUUGUGCUUCAUUUUAAUUUUGUUUGCAAAUUUUGUAAUUCAAGUGGAAAAUAAAUCUGUUUUUGGUAUCGGCACCAGAAUAAUUGGCGAUCAAUUGUUAUUGAAAGAUAUUCUUCAAACGCCGCCAAUAAGUUUAACUGAAGAACCUGUCAUUAAGUUUAAUUACGCCAUUGUUGAACCAAUUACAUAUAUUGAAAUUGAAUCAGAUAAGAAUGUCUAUGCUAUAGUCAAUUUUAGUUAUGAAGACAAUCUUGUUGAAGGUACAAUUUCCUCUAUAAAUGGCCAGCAACAACUACAAGAGGAAGGUGUUAGUAAACCAGAACCCUUUGAGGUCCUUAUACAAAUCUAUGGAUUUAAUCGGACAAUGCUUAAUGUCAGUCCCGCUUAUAUACUCAAUAAAGAUCAACAAUUUAAUGGCGUCUUAAAACCAAAUUAUCAACAAAAAUCUCUAAGUUUAAUGCAAGAAGAUUUAAAUGAUUUAGAUGAAGAAUAUGAUGAAGACGAUGCUAUUGACGAUGAUGAUACUGAUGAUAACGACAAUAUUGAAUAUGAGGAGGAAGAUGAAUUUGAUGACAAUUAUGAUAAAGUCAUCGAACAGGGUCAACGACAAGAAGGGGAUUUUCUUGUUUAUGAAACUAAUCAAACGUCUGCUACAACAACAGAAUUACCAACAAAUCAUUCUCUUACGUUUUAUUACAUUGAUAUUUAUUAUAUUACUUAUGUGAAAUUUACUAUCUACGAGCACUAUUUAUAUCAUUCCAUAAAUGAUUAUGGUGAUACAUACGUUGUGGAAUAUGGACACAUUUCACCGACCACCCUUAAAGCUGUUGUCACAGAUCAUCGCACAACAAGUUUAUUUGUACAAAUGCAAAUGUAUGGCUUCCAUCCAACUGCACUACCUGUUGACUAUAAACCAUUUUUGUCAAAUAGCCAAACAUCAGCUGCAACAGCAAGACCAAUAUCAUCAUUGAGAAAACUUCAAAUACUUAUGAAUUCCCAGCAAUCGUCAGCAAAUGCACAACAGCAGCAUCCAACGGAAUUGGGUCACCAAAUAGCCCCCAAUAAUAAUAGUAACAACAACAAUUGUAUGCAACAAGUUUUAUCAGCGUCAUCGAAUAAUAUUGGCAAUGAUUGCCUAAGUAUUUUUGCUCAUUGGUCCAUAUUUAAUUUGAUUGUGACAAUCUUUGUGACAAUGUCUUUUAUGUAAAGGUGAUGAUUUCUUUGUUGAUUACUACUUUAAUUAUUUAUAUUUUACUUAAUAUUUAAGAUUUGUGAAAAUUGUGUGUAUUUAUGUAUGUUACUAAGUAAAUGUGAGUAUUAAAAUUAUAAAUAUAAAUUAUACAUAUUAUA
Messenger RNA from Lucilia sericata (common green bottle fly), 1638 nucleotides. RefSeq lists its product as uncharacterized. Lineage: Eukaryota; Metazoa; Arthropoda; Insecta; Diptera; Calliphoridae. The transcript has 4 exons. The record is from RefSeq and is a predicted model, not a curated record. The coding region runs from base 254 to 1495 and encodes 413 amino acids.